GUAUUCGCGAAAUAGCAAUGACCACAACACGCGACGUGUCCUGAGUCCGGGACUCGGUGAAUCUCCUGUCCUGUGUGCUGUUGCGUUUGGUAAAGAAGGGAAGGACGACCCAGAAGUUCCUGCCGGGGGUAGCGGCGCGGCGGCCGUCGGGCGGCGGCGAGAAGAAAGAGGAGGAAUCUUGGGCCGCUGUAAUCUUUCCUUCGAACCCGAACCCUCCUUCUCCUCCCUGCACCAUCUCCGCAUGGAAUCGGGGCCCAAAUCGGAAGCAAAACAAGACGAGGAGGGAUCGAGUGCGAUGGGCGGCGGCGGCGGCAGCAGCAGAAGCAGCAAGGUGUAUCACGAGAGGCAACGGCUGCAGUUCUGUCUCCUCCACGCCCUCAACAACCUUAUGCAGGAAAAGGAAUCUUUCACCCGAGCUGAGUUAGAUGGGAUUGCUGGAAAUCUCGUCCAGAUUGAUCCAAAUAAGGAGCACUGGACUCCUAUGUCAUUGAUUUUUAAGCCCCACCACAACGUAUUCACCGGGAACUAUGAUGUAAAUGUACUCAUCACAGCAUUAGAAGCUAGAAAGAAGAAGGUAAUCUGGCAUGAUCAUCGGAAAGGGGCUUCUUCAAUCGAUCUGGAUGCAGAUGCAUUGUUUGGUCUGAUGAUCAAUGUACCCGUCAGGAGGUUCAGAGGGCUUUGGACUGGCCGGCAUUGGGUGGCAAUUCGAAGCAUUAAUGGCACUUGGUUUAAUUUGGAUAGUGAUUUUUCUGCACCCAAGGAGUUUCAGGACAAAGAAAAACUUAUUGCAUUUCUAGACAGCAUUCUCAGUCAAGGUGGAGAAGUCAUGAUAGUGCUGCAAGAUGAAUAACAAUGCUGCUUCAAAUGCCAAAAGUCUACAGCAAUAGCUUGAAGCUUCUCAUAUGUGACUUGCAGUUGUUACUUGUUGUUACCCGUACAUACUUCAGGACUGAUUUUGUAGUGAGAUGCAUCUGCAGCUGCAAUUCCUCUGAAAACUUACCAUUUUGUUGGUGAGCAUAAUGGAUAGGGCCAUUCAGUACAUGGAAGGUCCAAUUCUCCAAACGUACAGCUGAUGAUUUUCUACUACUGUCACGGUCCAUGGCCUUUCUGUUUAAUUGUUCAGCAAGUCAAAUGCAAACAAGUAAUGAGCAGAGACAGAAAACCUGCUUGCUGAGACAUCGACUGUGCACAAUUACAUGUUUCUUAUGCCAUAGUGCAUGAAAACCACCUUUUUUCUUGGCGGAGGGAGUAAUAUUGUGGUGUUAAUCAAUUGUCAAUGAAAACAUGUUGCUUGUGCUGUUUGCAUGGAUAUCACCUUUUUUUUUGGGGCGGAGGGGAUUGUGUUGAUAGAGAUAGUGUAGUUUUGCUGCAAUAGUUGUAUAUGUUAUGUGGAAAACCACAUUAAGUCCGCAUUUUGGGGCACUCAUACAAUUUGUUGAUUCAUCUUGUAAAAUGGAAAGUUGUAGCUUUGUUUUAAGUAGUGUUAGUUUUGCUGCAAUAGUUGUAUAUGUUCUGUGGAAAACCAUAUUAAGUCCACAUUUUUCCGCGCUCAUUCAAUUUGUUGAUUCAUCUUGUGAAGUAUAAAGUUGUAGCUUUGUUUUUAA
Oryza sativa Japonica Group (Japanese rice) is the source of this 1604-nucleotide messenger RNA. RefSeq names its product josephin-like protein. Gene Ontology annotation, molecular function: cysteine-type deubiquitinase activity. Lineage: Eukaryota; Viridiplantae; Streptophyta; Magnoliopsida; Poales; Poaceae. Gene Ontology annotation, biological process: protein deubiquitination. The record is from RefSeq and is a predicted model, not a curated record.